Durotheca rogersii is the source of this 2637-nucleotide messenger RNA. RefSeq names its product ferric reductase like transmembrane component. Gene Ontology annotation, molecular function: ferric-chelate reductase activity. The coding region runs from base 1 to 2637 and encodes 878 amino acids. Gene Ontology annotation, biological process: iron ion transport; intracellular iron ion homeostasis; copper ion import. The record is from RefSeq and is a predicted model, not a curated record. The transcript has a single exon. Gene Ontology annotation, cellular component: plasma membrane. Lineage: Eukaryota; Fungi; Ascomycota; Sordariomycetes; Xylariales; Xylariaceae.
AUGGCGGGAGCCACGAGGACACUCACGGCGCUGGCAAAACGAAUAUACAUUCCUUUAACAGCAACAAGCCCACCAGGGCUAGUGGAAGCGAAUACGGUCGACCCCUGGAACGAUUCCGGGAAAUACGGCCUGGGAUGGACAUAUUUUAGCGUGGCGCUGAUGGGAGUGGUGGUACUGGUACGGAUAUGGCAUUGGUGGCAGGACAAGAUCCGGCAGGCGAUAUACAAGCAGGAGGUGGAACAGCACUACCAAGACUUAUACAACCUCGACCCCGAGUACGCUGCCGCAACGGGCAUGUACACGGGCCAUACCGGGAGCCGAUUCUUUCCGGAAGACGGGGGAGGGGGUGGAGGAGGCGAGAAGAAAGACUUCAAGCCUAAAUCUGACUUUUCCGCCGUUGGCCCCGUCCUCGAUGCGCUCGCCCUGUUCAGAUGGGUCUUCUACCGCCCGAUACCAGACAUCGUGUGGCGGAAGCGUCGGUUCACCUUUUCGUCGCUGGCCGUCCUGACCGUUGGCUUCAUCGCGCUAGCGUUCGUGUCGAUAUAUACGUUUCUGAGGCAACCCCUAUACUGGGACAGCAUCCAGUAUGGCUCCCCCCCGGUCGCGGUCCGCUCGGGUAUGAUCGCCGUCGCGAUGACGCCUUGGAUCGUCGCGACCAGCAUGAAGGCCAACCUUCUCACCCUCAUCACGGGCAUCGGACCCGAGCGCCUCAACGUGUUCCACAGGUGGGCAGGCUACCUCUGCUUGUUCCUCGUGCUUGUGCACACGAUUCCCUUCUACGUCCAGCCGGUAUGGGAUGACGGCGGAAUGGACGUGUUCGAGAGGUUGUUCCCUGAAGGGAGUGGCGUCAUCUAUGGCACGGGUAUCGCGUGUUUAGUCCCGCUGAUCUGGCUCUGCGUCGCCUCGCUCCCUUUUAUCCGCAGAACGGCUUACGAAUUAUUCAUUACGCUACACGUUCCCGUCGGGUUCGUAUAUCUCGGCUGCCUGUUUUGGCACACUAAGAAUUUCCUGGCGUCGUGGAAUUACUUGUGGGCGACGAUCGCCAUCUGGGUGCUCUGCUACUUCCUCCGAAUAUUCAACCUUAACUGGGUCAAGCCGUGGCGGAUGUCGUUCCUCGUAGGCGACGAGGCAGCGAUCACCCUCAUGAACGAGAACGCCAUCAAGAUCACGAUCCCGACGCAGAUGAAGUGGCGGCCGGGGCAGUACGUCUACCUGCGGAUGCCCGGCAUCUCAUUCUUCGACAACCACCCCUUCACCAUCUCCUCGCUCUGUAGCGAUGACUUUCCUUCCGAAUACGGCGAGCAGUACAGGGACUGCACCCUCGUGUUCAAGCCGUACGGCGGAUUCACUCGGAGGGUCCUCGAAACGGCGAUCGAAAAAGGCCCAUUCCAUACGUAUCGGGCAUAUCUCGACGGACCGUACGGUGGUAUGCGCCGGGAAUUGGCCGCAUUCGACACGUGCAUUCUCAUUGCCGGCGGGAGCGGCGUAACUGCGCUGAUGUCGCAGCUGCUGAACCUGAUCAAGCGCAUGCGCGACGGCAAGGCCAUCACCAAGAAAGUGGUGGUUGUCUGGGCCCUCAAGAGGCUCGAGGCCAUGGAUUGGUUCCGAGAAGAGUUGCGCAUCUGCCGCGACUCAGCGCCGCCGGAGAGCGUGACCUGCAAGUUCUUCGUUACCUCGGCGAAGAGGCAGACACACGCCGCCCACCCUCGCGAACGGGGGCCUCGCCCACUCAGCAACAUGUUCCAUGACAGACUGGACGGCUUUGUGGCCGGCAUCGCCUCGAAACGCAAUUCUCAGCUGAUCCGGGACGAAGCGCAGGGCAACCCAGAAUACGAGCGCGAGCUGCGAGCCGAGGACGAGGACCGGAUUACCGCCCUCCCUCAGCAGAAAUACCUGCAGCCGCAUCACAUCCCGCCGCAGGGCCCACAACCCACAAACCGGCUCUCGCCGCAGGAGGAGUCCCUACGCAAACUCGAGGGCCGGGACCACGACGAUGUCGAGGACCCAGAUAAGACGGUUUCACCUUCGAUAGAGGAGUCCCCCGAGGACAAGCUCAAGCGGGAAUUCCACUUCCCGCCGCUGCAUACACGGCCCGAGCAGCAGCCGCACUUCAACUACGCGCCGCCUUCGCCGCGCAAAUUCCCUCCGCCGCCGGGGGCAGCCAACGCGGACGGCGGCGGGCCGUCUUCCUCGGCAUCGACGGCCGGGCCUUCGGAAGCGAUCCGGGCGCCGGAAUUCGCGCACCUGCGGACGACGAACCUGCCCCCGGCGCCGGCGCCGGGAGCGCGGCCGACGUCGACGUUCGGGCCGCCGUCGGGUUUCGACUUCGGGUUCCCGUCGACGCCGACCGAGUUCCAGAAGAGCCUGAUGCGGUUCGCGUUCCCGGUGCCGCACGAGAUCGACGGCGGGUGGAGCGUCGAGUACGGGCGCCCGGACCUCGGCUACAUGCUGCGCGAGUGGGCGACGGGAGGGCCGGACGGGCGCGGCAUCCUCGGCCGCCGCACCGCCGUCUUCGUGUGCGGACCCCCGAGCAUGCGCAUCGGCGUCGCCACCACGGUCGCGCGCCUCCAGGCAGAGAUCUGGGGCGACCCCAUGCUCGAGGAGAUCUUCCUGCAUACGGAGAAUUACGCGCUGUGA